GGGAUUUUUGGUAUUGUGUAUUGGAGAUGAUUUUGACAGUACGACAUUGCAAUACGCAAAAGUAAAAAAUAACUCUCGAGGAAUAAAAUGUUUGCAAAAACAACAUUUCUCAGUCGUUCGCUGACCUAUGGGUCAAUUUUUGCACGACAAAGUUUACGGACUGUCAACAAUGCCAAGCGUCUACACAACUGUAAAAAAUCUGACAUGCAAAAGCCUCUCCUUUUGCAGUCAUCCACUCGAUUCAACGAAGUGCAUAAACGCAAUAUGUUUAUACAAACUCAAGACACGCCAAAUCCGAACAGUUUGAAAUUUCUACCUGGAGUCGCUGUCCUCGAAUCAGGACAAACAAAGGAUUUUCCUACAGGAUCAGACGCAUAUUGCUCGCCAUUGGCAAAGAUGCUCUUCAGAAUUGAAGGAGUUAAAUCCAUAUUUUUCGGGUCUGAUUUUAUCACUGUAACCAAAGUUGACGAGGACGUCGAUUGGAAGCUUAUUAAGCCAGAAGUAUUUGCUACUAUAAUGGAUUUUUUUGCUAGUGGAUUGCCUGUUCUUUCUGAAGAACAGCCAUCGUCAGAUACAAAGAUUCAGGAUGAUGAUGACGAAACUGUUCAAAUGAUAAAAGAACUUCUUGACACAAGAAUUAGACCCACGGUUCAAGAAGAUGGAGGAGAUAUUGUGUACAUGGGUUUCGUAGAUGGGAUAGUAAAGCUAAAAAUGCAAGGCUCUUGUACCAGCUGCCCCAGUUCCGUGGUGACAUUGAAAAACGGUGUCCAAAAUAUGAUGCAGUUUUAUAUUCCCGAAGUUCAGGGUGUCGAACAAGUCGAAGAUGAAUCAGAUCGUGUAGCGAAGGAAGAAUUUGAGAAAUUAGAAACAAAGAUUCAGACAAACAAGACCAGUACCGAACACUAGAGAGAAAGCUCUUGGAACCAGUUCUAUUGAUUUUUAGAAUGAAUACAAUCUUGUAAUAUACUCAAUACCGAUUUUCACAUCUAAAUGUAACAGCUAUUUGUAAAUAGAAUCGUUUUUAUUCGUUG
Diprion similis is the source of this 1031-nucleotide messenger RNA. Its product is annotated as NFU1 iron-sulfur cluster scaffold homolog, mitochondrial-like. The record is from RefSeq and is a predicted model, not a curated record. NCBI's taxonomy places the organism in Eukaryota, Metazoa, Arthropoda, Insecta, Hymenoptera, Diprionidae. Gene Ontology annotation, biological process: iron-sulfur cluster assembly. Gene Ontology annotation, molecular function: iron-sulfur cluster binding; iron ion binding. The transcript has 4 exons. Bases 88 to 906 code for a protein of 272 amino acids. Gene Ontology annotation, cellular component: mitochondrion.